AUGCCAGUCCGUCAAUACUUGGGUUUCGAAUUGCUUAAGGCACCUCAAAAUGUAGAAUCUAUGUUAUUUGGUCCAAAAGUUAUCCAUAAAUCACAAAUAUUUGCAAAAAGUCGCCUGAGUUUUGCCUUUACAAAUAUAAAGCCUUUCGCACCUGGACAUUCGCUGGUGUCCCCCAUCCGAGUAGUUCCGAGGUAUAAAGAUCUUACGCCUGAGGAGAUCUACGAUUGGGGCUGUAUGGUUCAGGUCGUGGCUGAGUCCCUCGAGAAGAUGUAUAAUUGCACGUCUUCCUCAAUUAUAAUUCAAGAUGGAAAAGAAGCUGGACAGACGAUUCCUCAUCUCCAUGCACACAUUAUACCAAGAAAGGCAAAUGAUCUGGAAGACCCAGAUUCCAUAUAUGAAAGUGUCGACAAUGAAGAAGGUACACUAAGAACUAUGGAAGAAAUGGAGAAAACCGCCGCUGAAACUGAAAAGUUUGUCAAAAUGGUUUUGGAAUCUAAGUGUGUUGGCUGUUUGAAUGAAUGA
Messenger RNA from Theileria equi strain WA, 522 nucleotides. Its product is annotated as bis5'-nucleosyl-tri-or tetra- phosphatase, putative. Bases 1 to 522 code for a protein of 173 amino acids. Gene Ontology annotation, molecular function: catalytic activity. The transcript is spliced from 4 exons. The record is from RefSeq and is a predicted model, not a curated record. NCBI's taxonomy places the organism in Eukaryota, Apicomplexa, Aconoidasida, Piroplasmida, Theileriidae.